AUGAAUUUUUAUAAACUACAUGUCGAUCAAGUAUUGUCAUCUGUCAAGUAUGACAAUCAAUUCAAAUACCAGUCUCUAGAGUAUCAAGGUGUAUGGAUUCAAGGUAUCAUAAGUGAUGUCAAAGGUAGUGGAAAUGGAACAAACAGCAGCAACUCUAUGUCUGUUGACGAUGAUGACAUUGUAGAUAACAAAAGUAAUGUUUCUGGUACACUAUCAACAGGAUCAUUGUCUAGUGAUCUAACAAUGUCAAACUUUCAAUUGGAUGAUGGUACUGCCGAUGGUGUCUUUAUCCUCAUUCCCGAUGAUAUCAUGAACCAAAUUCCUUUUAAUCUUUCAAAUGGUCAAUAUGUUAUAGUCUUGGGUUCAUUGGAAGAAGAAUCAGGUCAAGAAAAGUUUGUAGUUGCAAAUAAUAUUAUCAAUCUAUCACAUAAUACUCGGACAAGAAAGAAAAUAUGGGAUCUUCAAUUAAAACAUAUACAUCAAACUGUUUAUGGAUUCACCACCAAUGACACUGAUAAUAAUAAUAAUAAUGAUAAUCUAAAACAACAACAACAACAAAAUGGAGAUGACAUUGAUGAGAUUAAUUUCGAUUACAAUGAUGAUCCAUUAAAUGGUUCAAGUAUAAUGGUUGGUGGUAAUGACAUUGAUAGUGACCAACAAGAUGAAGAAGAAGAUGUUGAAUCAAUUCAAGAACGUUAUUUUAGUCAAAAUAAUGAUGAAAAAGAUAAUGAUCAAAAAGAACAAGAAGAUGAACAACAAGAUGAAGACGAAGAAGAGGAGGAGGAGGAGGAGGAAGUUACAGUAUCAAAGAAAAGAGUUGAUAAAACUAAAAAGAAAACUAUUAAUUUGGAUGAUGAAGAAGAAGAAGAAAAAGUUAACAAAUCCGAAUCAAUAACAACACCAUCAAAAGAUGAUAACCAAACAAGUUUUUCAUUUACAUUUGGAGAUACUAGUGUCAUUGAGAAUAAUGAACCAGAAGAACAAAUGGAGGAAGAAGAUAUUUGGGAAUAA
This is a messenger RNA of Cavenderia fasciculata, 1011 nucleotides long. RefSeq lists its product as uncharacterized. Gene Ontology annotation, biological process: regulation of sister chromatid segregation; negative regulation of double-strand break repair via homologous recombination; maintenance of rDNA. NCBI's taxonomy places the organism in Eukaryota, Evosea, Eumycetozoa, Acytosteliales, Cavenderiaceae. The transcript is spliced from 2 exons. The record is from RefSeq and is a predicted model, not a curated record. Gene Ontology annotation, cellular component: cytosol; nuclear speck. The coding region runs from base 1 to 1011 and encodes 336 amino acids.